Molecule: messenger RNA, 1071 nt
Organism: Blastomyces gilchristii SLH14081
Lineage: Eukaryota; Fungi; Ascomycota; Eurotiomycetes; Onygenales; Ajellomycetaceae
Exons: 5
Coding region: 1-1071 (356 amino acids)
Biological process (GO): septin cytoskeleton organization
Cellular component (GO): plasma membrane; endocytic vesicle; cytoplasm
Source: RefSeq, a predicted model, not a curated record
AUGGAAUUGUCGCGACAGGACUAUCCGGCCAUUGUGGCCUCGUUAACCCCUACCCAAGCUUCAGCCGUCCUUACCGAACGCAUACGAUUAAUUAGCAAGAUAAACUCAGAUAUCGCGGACUGGCUUUCGGAACGACGACGGGUGGAAGACGCAUAUGUUUUGGGCCUUCGUAGGCUCGCACGACGGCAAUCGCAGGAUGCAUCCGCAGCAUUGGGGGUCUUUCAAACACCAUGGCAACGCAUCCUCACUGCCACGGAAUCAUUAGCGGAAUCCCAUGAAACCCUUUCGCACGGGAUCGAGGCGGACGUUGAACGGCCUUUAAAGGAAUAUGCUACUAGGAAUAACGAUAUGCAAUCCAUCUCAACGAUGCAACAGGAUUUGGCGAAUCUGGCAAAGGAGCUUGAGUCUGCGAAGAAGAAGGCCGACAAAUUAAAAGAUAAAGGCCCAAAGGCUGCGGCGAAAACAUCCAGUGCCGUUUUAGCUGCGCAGGAGGUGGCGCAACAAUGGGAAUCGAGGGCACCUUUCGUUUUUGAACAGCUUCAGGCUGUCGAUGAGCACCGCCUGAACCACCUCAGAGAUGUUCUCACCCAGUUCCAGACUCACGAGGCAGAUCACAUCGAAAGAACUAGACGAUAUACUGAAAGUUGCCUUAAUGCGCUAUUAAGCGUUCAGACCGACGAAGAGAUUACAGCGUUUACUACGAAGGUAACAGGCGGCAGGGCUCCUGUCUCGAGAACAACAACGACGGAUGCUGCAGCGACAACCUUACCCCCUUCGUCAGGCCAAAUUCCAGCUGCCACUGGAGAACCUUUACGUCCCCCACCUAGAAUCCAUGACGAUGCGGCUAGCCAGCGUUCCGGUCGAUCGAACAAGGGCAGACUUGGUGCUGCACCCGAGCCCGUCGGGCACAUGAGGCUUGGUGGCCUGAAACGGUUGGGUACUGUCAUGGGCCGAAGAAAGAGUAUUGUACAUCAUUCAACUGGGAACUCAGGUUCUCCGGAGAGGAAAUUCCGGUCCCCAUUCACCGCGUUCCGAAAGUCGGAGUCAACUCGAAAACUUCCAGCAAGUUGA